Molecule: messenger RNA, 2097 nt
Organism: Pestalotiopsis fici W106-1
Lineage: Eukaryota; Fungi; Ascomycota; Sordariomycetes; Amphisphaeriales; Sporocadaceae
Exons: 1
Coding region: 1-2097 (698 amino acids)
Biological process (GO): positive regulation of transcription from RNA polymerase II promoter by galactose; DNA-templated transcription
Cellular component (GO): nucleus
Molecular function (GO): zinc ion binding; RNA polymerase II cis-regulatory region sequence-specific DNA binding; DNA-binding transcription factor activity, RNA polymerase II-specific
Source: RefSeq, a predicted model, not a curated record
AUGAGUGAUGGGUCAAGAAGGGCUUUUGCAUGUCAAAAUUGCAAGAGGUCGAAAGUGCGAUGCCAUCAGCCGCUCGACGAUGAGCCUUGCAUACGAUGCGCCCGGAUCGGCAAGCAAUGCAAUUUUAUUCUAGAACCCAUUGAGCGAACUCCCCUCAAAAGGAAGAACCUGGAUGCUGCUGAAUUGCGAUGUUCACAACUCGAGACCCUACUUCGCUCGCUCAACCCGGAUCUAGAUAUCGAGGAAUCAUUGGCAAAACUCAAUAAUCCCGCACAGAAUGACCCGUCAGGAAACCAAUCCCACUAUUCUGGCACCGAGGCCGACCAGGAGGGGGAAGAUGGAGAGGCAAGAUAUGAGUGGCAUGAGGACAGUUCAUUGCAGGCAGCGCCGGCUACAGGGAAUGAGGAGAGUCCAUCAUUUGGCAAUCACGAAGACGGUAUGGGAGCCUUCUCCACGUCCGAAUCGGGAUAUUUGGGCAGUAGCUCCGGUUCAAGUCUGUUGCAGGAGAUCGCCACGUUGCUUCCCACAGUUCUAGCCGGGACCAAUGCGUCUCUUGCUUCACCGAGUAAGCCGUCGCCGUCGGUCAAUGAGGAAUUCGACCGCCCAGAUCUGGCCUCAUCCGCUGUGGCAAGCCUUUUCAUUGACGCUUAUUUCUUGUUCUACAACACGUCAUAUCCUGUCAUUCACGAGAAAACAUUUCGAAGAAAGGCAGCUAGUGACUGGCGUCGCACAAAAAGGCGGUCAACUUGGAGUAUCAUGUACUACAUGGUACUUGCCAUCGGACACUGGGUGUCGGCCACGGACCAUACUACUGUUCAAACACAUUCUCCUUAUUACUCAGCGGCCAGGAGUCGCAUGUCUAUAUCCAUGCUCGAGUCCGGGACCAUAGAAACGCUUCAGGCAUUUCUGCUCAUGGGAAAUUAUCUGCAAAAAAGGGAUAGACCGAAUACAGCAUACAACCUCAUGGGGAUUGCAUACCGUAUAGCCUUUGGUUUAGGUCUUCACAGAGAAAUACCGAAUGCUGCGGACACCAUGAUAUUCGAGAGGCGGAGGCAGCUGUUCUGGACCACCUACUGUUUCGAUAGCGGUUUCAACAUCACCACUGGACGCCCCCCGACUGCUGCUGAUGUCUUCUUCGAUACUCGUCUUCCGCGAAAUGUGGAGCAUCAGGAUAAUGAUCUUGGUACCGGGAUCGUCCGAGAAGUUGAUCAUCCAACUCCCUAUUCUGCCAUUGUCGCCCAAGCCGAACUCGCCAGGAUAGCUAGUGAGCUCUACAGUGAAUUUUUAAUGGCAAAAACUGCAGGCGCCCGCAUCGAGUAUCAGGUGGCUGAAGCUAUAGACGGAAAGCUCAUGGCAUGGAAAGAUGCACUUCCCGGCUACUUUGCCUCGACUGAUGUCCCAAGCUGGUUCCUAGGCCCGCGAUCCAUGGUUCUUUGGAAACAGCAAAAUCUCCGAAUACUGCUCUGGCGCGGAAGCAAACUAAAUCACCCCUUUGUUGCAUCGAGACUAGAUGCUGAACGUCGGUGUGUGGAGCUCGCCAUGCAAACAAUCCACGACGUGGCAUCAUUUUGCGAAGGCUAUGAGUCAAUGUUGCAUUUGGGCCUCAGCUGGUAUGCCACCUACUUUCUUUUCCAAGCGACACUCAUUCUAGAAGUGAGUCGCAUCGGCAAAGAAUCCCCUGAGCACUUCGAUCUACCCGCAUGGGAGAUCUCGAUCUCGAGAUCUAGGAGCAGCCUUGGCGUGCUGGCCAAGAAGAAUAGCUCUGCAACUCGUUGUCUCGAGAUCAUUGAUUCUAUACAGAGAAAUCUCUCAUCAAUGGGAGCGUCUCAACCGAACCAUAGUCUCAUUUCUCUUGCACCGCAAGGGCACGAUGCGCCAGAACCUGUACAGAAUGAGCAGUUCUUAAUUGAAAACAUGUUCACGGACAAUCCAGUCGACGAUGCGACGCUUUGGCAAGGAUAUGGAUUCAACGACGGGGACUUCAAUAACGGCGAUCCGACCAUCCGCAUGCUCAUAGAUCAGACACCUCUGGACUUUCUUGACGGAAUACCUCGCGACAUGUUGUUCAGCAACCCAACUGGAACGCGAUAUGGUUGA